Cutaneotrichosporon oleaginosum is the source of this 886-nucleotide messenger RNA. RefSeq lists its product as uncharacterized. The record is from RefSeq and is a predicted model, not a curated record. Gene Ontology annotation, cellular component: U1 snRNP. NCBI's taxonomy places the organism in Eukaryota, Fungi, Basidiomycota, Tremellomycetes, Trichosporonales, Trichosporonaceae. Gene Ontology annotation, biological process: mRNA splicing, via spliceosome. Gene Ontology annotation, molecular function: U1 snRNA binding.
CGUCAACAUCAACACCAUGGACGCAGCAGGACCAUCACGCCACGCGACGGUCACGGACGAGGCGGAGGAGCUAGCGCUCGAGGCGGGGCAUGUGGCGCCAACAGCGAACGGGGAAGGGCGGGACGCAGGGAACGUCGACGGGGACGGGGACGCCGAGAUGGGCGCCGCGGUGUGCUCAACGCUCUACCUCCACAACUUGAACGAAAAGGUGCAGGUGGACGUCAUGAAGCAGACGCUUGCGACGCUCUUCAAGCCGUACUACCCGCUGCAGCCGAUUGUGGCGCACGGCAACGCGCGCAUGAAGGGGCAGGCGUUCGUGUCGUUCCGCGACAAGGAGACGGCCGAGCGUGCCAUGCUCGACGUGAACGAAUUCCCGCUGUACGGGAAGCCUGUGAUCAUCGAGUUUGCGAAGAGCCGAUCGGACGUGGUCGUCAAGCGCGAGGACGGGGACGAGGCGCUGGAAAAGUGGCAGGCUGAGCGGAAGGAGCACAAGAAGGCGACGCGCAACACGAACAAGUGGCGCCUGAAGCAGCGCGCCAAGCACCAGGCUGGCGCCACGGACGAGCCGACAGCGGCCAAGAAGCCACGGCUGCAGAUGCCGGACGAGUACUUGCCGCCCAACAAUGUGCUGUUCGUCCAAAACUUGCCCGAGGGCACAACGGCCGAAGACCUGCGCGAGGUCUUCGAGCAGUAUGCUGGCUUGCAGGAGAUCCGUACCGUGCCCGCCAAGCGCGAUAUUGCGUUCGUCGAGUUUGUCGACGAGGCGACGUCGGCUGUCGCAAAGGACGCAUUGCACAACUUCAAGAUUGACGGCGAGACCAAGAUGAAGGUCACGUUCGCUCGCAAGUAGGCACAUAGAUGUAGAUGUAUUCUGUUACUGCACUCC